AUGUCGACGACAAUAUCAGAUGUCGAACGAACUAAUAAUUUAGAAUGGCGUUUAAAACGUUUGGAAAAUUUUAUUGGAAAAUCGGAUAAAUUAGAUAAGAAACGAAUCAAUGAAACAAUUAAUGAUCUUAAUGAACAUGUUUUUCGACAUGCAAGCAAUAAUAAUAAUGCUAAAACAUUAUUAAAUAAAGCUGAUGAAAUCAAUCAUUUAACAAGUUCGAAAUUUCAACGACAUUUAUUAGCAGAUAGAGCGACAAAAUUAGAAUUAAUACUUGCUGAUGAAGAACGUAUACGUGAAAUAACACAAACACUUUCCGAAAUCGAUACAUUAGCACGUGUACUUGACGGAGAACAUUUUCAAGAAAUACCAAAAUUAUCUACAGCUUUGAAUAAAUUAUUGGUUACUCAUAAUGAUAUUAAAAAUCAUCAUAGUGAAUUUACACAAGAAUUAAGUAAUUUUUUACAAAAUUAUGCAGCAUUUACUCUAAUGAUGGACGAAAAUCUUCAACAAUAUAAACAAAUCUUAAAUAAAAAUCAGAAAACAUUAUCAGAAAUUCAAGAUAAUCCAAUUGAAUAG
Messenger RNA from Rotaria sordida, 576 nucleotides. The record is from the annotation of a GenBank genome assembly. Lineage: Eukaryota; Metazoa; Rotifera; Eurotatoria; Philodinida; Philodinidae.